AUGAAGAUUAGGGAGCACCCCGCGAAUGAGAUGAACAUCACGAACUGGGACGAAUCUGCUCCUCCGAGUGGUGGCAUGAUGAAAUCGACAGUUCGACAGGCAGACGUCGCGACGGAGAAAGGAUGCAAGCCUCCGGGCAUGGCUACAGUGGCCGGUCCAAGAGAAAGCAAACUGACUGACGUUCUGCUAUACGAACUGGCUGUCGAAGAUACAUCCCGUACUGGUAGGCAAAUCGUCAAAGAAACCGAUAAAAUUCUGGAAAUCAUCCAAGUAGACCGGCAUGUGAGCAUUCGUUUGAUGGUCCAGGAACUGGGUAUAGACCAUAAAACUGUUUGGAACUAUUUGCAGAAGAUUGGAUUCCAAAAAAAGCUGGAUGUCUGGGUGCCACACGAGUUGACGCACAAAAACCUCUUAGACCGCAUCAACUCCUGCGAUGCACUGCAGAAACGGAACGAACUCGACCCAUUUAUGAAGCGAAUGGUGACUGGUGAUAAAAAGUGGAUCACGUACGACAACCACAUGCGAAAAAAAAAAUCGUGGUCGAACUGCGCUGAACCGGCCCAAAUCAUCGCCAAGCCCGGAUUGACGGUCAGGAAGGUUUUGCUGUGUGUUUGGUGGGAUUGGAAGGAAAUCAUCCACUAUGAGCUGCUCGACUAUGGCCAGACCCUCAAUUCGGUUCUCGAUUGUGAGCAGCUCGACCGUUUGAAGCAGGCGAUUGACCAUAAGCGGCCAGAAUUGGUCAAUAGGAAUGGUGUUGUUUUCCACCAGGACAACGCUCGGCCUCACACAUCUUUUAUGACCCGCCAGAAGCUACGGGAUCUCGAAUGGGAUAUCCUAUCGCACCCACCGUAUAUUCCGGACCUGGCACCGAGUGAUUACCUUCUCUUCCAGACUAUGCAAAACGCUCUUGGUGAUCUAAUUUCCGAGUAG
Wyeomyia smithii (pitcher-plant mosquito) is the source of this 930-nucleotide messenger RNA. Its product is annotated as histone-lysine N-methyltransferase SETMAR-like. Lineage: Eukaryota; Metazoa; Arthropoda; Insecta; Diptera; Culicidae. Gene Ontology annotation, molecular function: nucleic acid binding. The transcript is spliced from 4 exons. The record is from RefSeq and is a predicted model, not a curated record. The coding region runs from base 1 to 930 and encodes 309 amino acids.